UUAGACCUGAGGCUGGCCGUGCUUCAGGUGCCUAGAGAUGGUGACGAAGGAGGCAGGGCCACCUCCGGGAGCGCAGGGAAAGAAGAGCAGCAUCACACUUCGCCUCAGAAGCUGCUUCUGGACUGCAGCGUCUGCGGGAAGGUGUUCAGCAGCACCAGCUCCCGGAGCAAGCACUACCUCACGCACAGCCAGGAACGGAAACACGUUUGCGGAAUCUGCAGCAAGGCCUUUAAGCGCAAGGACCACCUGACUAGGCACGUGCUCACCCACCAGAAGACCAAGCCCUUUGCGUGCAUGGAGCAGGGCUGCAGCAAGAGCUACUGUGAUGACCGCUCCCUGCGCCGGCACUACGAGGACCAGCACGGCUUGUGCAUCCUGAAGGAGGCCCCCCCCAAGGAAGAAGCCUGUGGGGACUCCUCUCCUGCCCACGAGGUGGCCGGCCAGCCUGCUGCGGAUGGCCUGCGGUCCCUGGUGCCUCCAGAAGCCAGGACCCCGGGCCCCCUUUUGCCCAACCGAGAGCCCCUGUGCUCUAUUGUGAGCAGCACAGUCCACCAGGAGAUCUCUUCUCCCGGCCCGGUCCUGGCUGGGGCCUCAGAUGACGGGGAAGGGAAAAACACAGCCUGUCCCUCCCCACCCUCACUGGGGCCCUACCCCUGCACCCCAGCGGCCCCAGGGACCCUGGGCACUGAUGUUCCCAAGGAGUGUCACCCCCUGUGGAAGGAGCCCGCCGCUGGGUUCACCGCCAUUCACUCCAGGGUAGCAGAGGAUGGUGGUCCACACCCAGCUGAGUCGGAGCGGCUGCUCCAGCUACCGCUCACCCUGGAGAGUGGGCAGGAGGGUGGGACCCUGCCAACCGGCCUGCCUCUGUUCCAAGGCCAGGCAGUGUCUGCCAGCGCCGAGCCUUCAAACCACAACUUCCAAUGGCUCCAGAACCUGCCAGGCUGCCCCGAGAGCGAAGGGAACGAUGUGUUUGCCAUCCAGAAGCCCACUUCAGUGUCCCCUCAGGAGGGCUCUGAGGCUGGGCCCAGGCCCAGCAGCACCUCCCUGAUGGUGGAGCCCUCGCCCAGUGGUGACACCAGUCUGGAGGACGCACUGCCCUCCCCCCCCACACUCCUGAAGGCAUCUGGGGAGGCCUCAGGCGGCCCUGGAUAUGCUGGUGAGGAAGGGGAUUCCAGGGCUUCCAAGAAGCAUGAUUCUCAUAGCGACUCCUGCUCACAGCAGCACGUGGAGGAGCCCGGCCUCCAGGAGGCCCUGAAGCCGAGCGGGCUGUCAUCUGACAACAUGACGCCGCUCUUCGGGCAGCUGUUCCUGAAGUCACAGGAGUGUCUGGUAAGUCAAGAGCAGAUGCAGGUGUUCCAGAUGAUGGCCAAGUCCCAGGUGUUCAUCUCUGGCUCCCAGGUGGCUGUGGCCUCCUCCCAGCAUGCUGUGCCUGAGGGCAAGCAGGCUGCGCUGAAGCCACUGCAGGGGCCGCGGCCACACCAGCCCCCACCACUGGCACCCACAGUUGACUCUUUCCAUCCUGGCCCUGCAAACCAAGAGCCAGAGGGAUCCCCGCCCCACAAGAGAAAAACCACGCCCGCCUUCCCCAGGGAGGCCUUGCCCGGCAGCAAUAGACGGGACACGAAGGGGGGACCAAAAGUGGCCCCUGCACUGGGAACCCCUGGGAACCCAGACGUCUCCUCUCUGGCCAAGCAGCUGAGAUCCACAAAAGGGCCCUUAGACCUGGGGGACAUCCUCCCCACAGGGGGCCCAUGGCAGACCCAACUAGGUGGGGACAACCCUGCCGGAGCCCAGGUCCCAGGGAAGCAGGCCCAGGUGGAGAAUGGCCUGGCCUUGGGGGCCAUGAAAGGUGCAAAGGGCCCGGCCUGCUCCCAGGGCAGAGGCCGCAGGCUCUUCUCUGGCAACAUGUGGGCCCAAUGUUUCUUGGACUUCCAGAAGGAGAAGGUGAAAAUGGAUACAUGCUGUGAGGCCUCUCCCAGCCAGGUGGCCAUGGCCUCCUCCUCAUUGGCCGGGCCUUCAGUGGACCCCCCGCAGGACUCAAAGUCCAAGCUGACGAUAUCCAACAGGAUCCAGGAUGGAAAUACCUACCGGCUCCCCGAUCCAGUGAAGGAGGAGAGCACGGCAGGCGGAUGUAACCAGCAAAAUAGAGGCCCUGCAGACUGGGCAGAGCCAAGGAGCAUGUGUGUCUGCAAGAACUGCAGCCAGAUGUUUCACACAGAGGAAGGGCUGACCAGCCAUAUGUGUUUUCCCAACGACCAGUGGCUGUCACCUCGAAGGAAGCAGGACCAGCAGGGACAGGACGGAGACCAGGAGGAGAGAGAUGGGGAGGAGACCAGCCAGCCCAGAAAGCGGACAAAGCACCUGCAGCCCAAGGCAUUAUUCCUGUCUCCUGCCCCCUCUGCCUCUGGGGGGCCGGGCCCUGAAGAAGGCCACCAGAGCUGCCUGCGGUCUCCGGUGCUCCUGGUGGACCACUCCCUGCAGGGACUGUGCCCGCGCUCUCCCGAUACACCAUCCCCGGUGCUCAGCCCCAUCCGGGAGGGGUCUGGGCUGGAUUCCAGCACUCUCUGUUCCAUGUCCACUCAGGCUGUUCCUGACAAACUCAUCAGUACUGAGCUUGGUGAGUGCACGAUGCCAGGAGGGGGCACCAACCUGGAGCUCGCUCUGCACUGCCUGCACGAGGCCCAGGGCGAAGUCCCGGUGGCCCUAGAGACCCUGCUACUCAGAGGACCCCAGAAGCCACCGACUCACCCGCUGGCUGACUACCACUACGCAGGUACUGGAGUGAGGCUGCGGGAGUGGCCCAGGGGCGUGCCAAGCCCAAGGGUAGAGACAUUCCAGGAGAGCUUUCAGGAAGUGCCUAGCCCCACGGCGAGGGGGCGUGUGGGGCAGUGCCCAAAGCCCGCUGCUGUUAUCUUUCACCAGGUCCAGACAAAGUCGGUGGCCCAGUGUGUAGAAUAUUACUACACCUGGAAAAAGAGGGUCGGGUUUACUACAUCUUCUAAGACACCGGGACUGAAAAAGAGCGUCAAAAGGAAGCUGGCCGAGACAGACCCCAAAAAAAAAAAGGCCACUUCCAGCCCUAAGAAGAGACGCAACCACCAUCCAACCCCUGAGUUGAAGACAGAGACGGAGAGUUGCAGGGGACAAUCUGUGGCCAACACCAGCCCAAAUGCUGCUCCCAAGCAGACCCCUGAGCCUCCGGGGUGCGUCCAGGGCCAAGGCGCUCCCUGUGGGGAGUGUGAGAGGGUGUUUGACAAGAUGUGGACUCGCUAUCCCCACAUGAAGCGGUACCGAGUUCAGGACCCCAUGGAAACAACUGUCGGGGAGGAGAGGCCAGCGAAGGCCUUUAAGGUUUCUGAAGAUGAGGCUGGAUGAGCUUCCUGGGAAAUCCGUGAGCCGAUAGAGGGGGAUGAUGGACAGCGCUCUCAGGGACACCUGUCCAAAUAAGGGACGUGGGCACACAGAAAUGACUGGCCCACACUCACACACAGGUAAUAGGUUUAGGUGGAAUCAGA
Molecule: messenger RNA, 3515 nt
Organism: Manis javanica (Malayan pangolin)
Lineage: Eukaryota; Metazoa; Chordata; Mammalia; Pholidota; Manidae
Source: RefSeq, a predicted model, not a curated record